Trichobilharzia szidati is the source of this 741-nucleotide messenger RNA. The record is from the annotation of a GenBank genome assembly. Lineage: Eukaryota; Metazoa; Platyhelminthes; Trematoda; Strigeidida; Schistosomatidae.
GUACGAAAUGAAAAGGGACAAAAAAGAGAAAGAUAAAAAGUUGUCAUGUGAAAAUAACCCCUUCGUAAGUAAACAAGUACAAGCGGCAAAAACAGAUCAGACCACAUAUCAAACAUAUCAAAGUCAGUGGCAACUACUUUGAGGCUUGUAAAAACACGACUCCCUUACAAUUUCUCAACAAUAAUCUGCAACUGUGAAUUCAACAAAAAAGGCAAGGAAGCUUGAAAAAUACCCGCCUACAACGUGACAUGCAUACAAGUAGAUUUACAACUAGGUGGAAUGCACAGUCAGUCAGUAAGUCAGCUGUAUGGGGCCAGGUAUGAAUCAUGAAUGAAUACAAAUUAUCCAAAGAAUAAAAGGAACACUACAUAUUGACGAUUCCAUGUAGACGACGAAAUGGAGGGAACACGCGCUGCGCUGGCAAACACUGUGUGCCUCAGACUUCAGUUCAUUGCAACUUCAUCAUAUUCAUCCUUCCAUUAUGUGGUAGUGGUGCAUGACGAGUAUAAUAAUCCUCUUAUGCAUAUAAUCAAACAGUGCUUACGUGAAGACCACAUGUGUGUGUUUGUGAAAUGGAAACUGCAAACUCACCUACCUGACAGCAGUCAAAAGCCCUCCCGACUACUAAUGCAACCUGCUGGUAAUGAAGAGAGUAGUAUCACUAAUACCACCUGUCAAGCAGCCACUACACCGAUUAACAACUGAAAAACGUGUCUGAAACGCUGAUCAAACCAUUAUCAU